UGUCUCCGAGGGGAACAAGAAAAUCAAGGCGAAUGCAAUACUGAAGGUUGCCCGCAAUGGACCUAAUGGGGCAAAUGGAGCGAAUGCAGCGCCUCUUGCGGAGGAGGACAACAGAUACGGGCUCGCCAAUGUCGGUAUCCUAACAAGCCGUUGCUAUUUGCGGAUGGAAAAUGCCCCGGGGAGCCCUCUGAAACCAGGGUUUGCAAUGAUGCCGCCACUGUUCCUUGUCCGAAACUGAGUGAGUGGAGUCCAUGGUCUGAAUGUACUAAAACUUGUGAAUCUGGAGAAAGAACCAAAGAGCGAACUUGCGAUGGAAGCAAGGACGAAAAUAAUCCUUGCCAAGCUGUCCUGGUUGAGAAGGAAACUUGCAACACACAAUUGUGCCCACUGUUUAAUGAGUGGUCGGAGUGGACUGAAUGCUCGGCCACUUGUGGUGGAGGCGGACAAACGCGAGAACGAAACUGUUAUGACCCAAACCUUAGAUUGAAAUGCGACGGUGAACCCCAGCAAACGAGAGCCUGCAACGUCCAACCAUGCCCCAAUUGGACCCAGUGGUCGGAUUGGACCACUUGUAGUGCAACGUGUGGUGGAGGACAAAGAAAUCGACAACGCCAAUGUGAAUUACCUGAUGGGACGAUAAGGCCAGAUUCGGAAUGUGGAAGUGGAUCUUCAAAUGAAGAUGGAAUUUGCAAUGAGGACGUGAUUUGUCCUGAAUGGACCACUUGGAGUCAAUGGAGCGAGUGCAGCGUGUCCUGUGGUGGUGGAGAACAACAAAGGGUCCGAUCUUGUGAGGUGGAUGGUCAAAUUUACACAUCCGACAAUGGCAACCCGGGUUGUCCAGGCGAUGCCUCAGAGAUCCAAGAAUGCAAUGAUGCUGAAUCAGUUCCUUGUCCAGAGCUGAGCGAAUGGUCAGAGUGGAACCAAUGUAGUGUAACUUGUGGAGGCGGAGACCGCUCCCGGACAAGGGAAUGUGGAAUUCCCGGUUCCAAUCCCAUCACAUCUGCCUCAGUCUCAGCGUCAGCUAAUCCAUGCAAGCAACCUUUAUUUGAGAGCGAAAAAUGCAAUAAUGACCGAUGUCCGGUUUAUACUCCAUGGACUGAAUGGUCGGAAUGCUCUGCUACUUGCAAUGGAGGGAAUCAAAGGCGGACUCGACAAUGUGUCCCGGCCAAUUCGAGACUUUUUUGCGAGGGCGAAUCUGAAGAAGAGCGGCAAUGCAACGAGAACCCGUGCCCAUUGUGGACAGAAUGGAGUACCUGGUCCGAAUGUAGCUAUACAUGCGGAGGUGGAACAAGGCAAAAAACCCGAGAGUGUGAGUUACCCAAUGGCGAUAAAGUAGAAGAUUUCCUUUGUGGAAUGGGGCCUGCCACCGACGAAGAGCCUUGCAAUACAGACAAAUGCCCUGAGCUUGGACCAUGGACCGAAUGGGGUCCUUGCACCGUGACCUGUGGAGGUGGAGAGAAGGUCAGAACACGGGAAUGUGGAUUGCCCCAGAGAUUUAGAGACGACAACCCCUGCCAAGCUGAGCUGAGUGAAACAAUGGUAUGCCAUCCUGAACCUUGUCCCACUCUCACAGAUUGGGGGACUUGGUCUGAAUGUUCCCAUACUUGUGGGGGAGGAUUUCGACAAAAGACUAGGGAGUGCAUUGGAACGAAUGAGAACGAUGUUGCUGCGUCAGGCGUUAACAAUGACGAUGAAAAUCCCUGUAUGGAACCUUUGGAGGUCAUUGAAGGUUGCAAUGAUGCCACGUGCCCCGUAUGGAGUGUAUGGGGAGAUUGGACCGUGUGCUCGAAAACAUGUGGAGGUGGACAACGAACCCGAUAUCGACAGUGUACUGAUCCAGCUACUGGACAAGAUGCCUUUUGUCCCGGAAGUAAUGAGGAGUCCGAGGAAUGCAAUUCUCAGGAUUGUCCCUACUUCACCGAAUGGACCAAAUGGACAGAAUGCAGCCAGAGCUGUGGAGGUGGGACGAGAUCAAAGGUUCGAGAAUGCAUUGUCAGUGGUGAUGAAGCAAAUGAAGUCGAUGCAACGAACCUUUGCGAUGGGGACACUCAAUAUCAAGAAGCUUGUAAUGAAGACGUUGUUUGCCCGGUUUGGAGCGAGUGGACUGAUUGGGGGCAAUGCACAGCCACUUGUGGUGGAGGAACUGAAAAAAGAAUCCGCGAUUGCCUUUUACCAGCUGCUCGCAAUGGUAAUGGAACCAACUUGUAUGGUUGUGAUGGAGACACAUGGGAGAUGAGAAAUUGUAAUGAACACAAUUGCCCAACAUGGACAGAAUGGACCGAUUUCACAAAGUGCUCCAAGUCUUGUGGUGGAGGUAGAAGAGUGAAAACUCGGGAGUGCACCUUGCCACCCAAUAUUCCUGCACCAGCAUUGGCUCUUUUUUGUCCAGGAGACGAGAAGGUCAUAGAAAUUUGCAACACCGACGCCUGUCCAAAGCCCACUGAAUGGAGUGAUUGGGGUGAAUGUUCGGUUACCUGUGGAGGGGGCUUAAGACAGAAAACAAGAGAAUGUGUUAACUUCAGAGACAGUAAUGGAAAUCCUUGUAAUGAAGAUCUGCUUGAAGAGGAGGCAUGCAAUGAGCAACCAUGUCCAGCUUGGACAGAGUGGACCGAAUGGACACCAUGCACAAAAACAUGCGACAAAGGACGCAAGAAACGAGCCCGAGAAUGCCUGCUCCUUACGAGAAGUGAUUGUCCAGGGGAGAGUGAAGAAUUGGAAGACUGUAAUCCUGAGCCAUGUCCCAUUUUGACCGAAUGGAGUGAGUGGACUGACUGUACCCAAACCUGCAGUGGAGGGAGCAAGAGGCGUGUUCGAGAUUGUCUCAACUCUGUCAGUGGCUUUGACGCAUCGGCCUGUAAAGAACCUUUAGAGGAGCAACAAGUAUGUAAUACCAAUGAAUGCCCGGAAUAUUCCGAAUGGUCCGAGUGGACCACAUGCACAGCAGAUUGUGGUGGUGGAACCAAAUCACAUAUCCGCGAAUGUCUCUUGAAUGGCGAGCAAAUCCAGGAAGACACGUGUGAUGGCGAUUCAACAGAGCAAGUCCCUUGUAAUGAAAAUGUUGAAUGUCCAAUGUGGACAGAAUGGAAUUCAUGGGGAGACUGCAGCGUCACUUGCGGCGAAGGCACCCGCCAGAGAGGGCGUGAAUGUGCCAGACCAGUUGACUUCAACGGGCAAUUGAUGUGCGAUGGAGAUACUUAUGAAACUGGACCUUGUGAUUCCUCCGUUCCACCUUGCCCCAUGUGGUCUGAAUGGAGUGAAUGGUCGGAUUGCUCGGAGGAUUGUGGUGGAGGAUACCGAACUCAUGUCCGAGUCUGUGGUGGGGGAAAUGAAGUGGAUGAAGCUGGCAAAUCCCAGUGUGGAUUUGGAGACUUCGAAGAGUCAGAACCCUGCAACAAAGACAUUGAAUGUCCAGAGCAGCCCAUGUGGAGUGAAUGGAGUGAAUGGGGCGGUUGCUCCAAAACAUGUGGAGGAGGAUCCAAAGAGCGUGUCCGUCAAUGUGGGUCGAGCGAUGGGGUCACCGGAUGUGCAGGUCCCUCCCAAGGCAUGAUGUUCUGUAAUCUUGAUGAUUGUCCUACUGAUGCACAAUGGAGCCAAUGGGGUGAGUGGAGCCAAUGCUCUGCUCCUUGUGGAGGGGGUGAUCGAUCCAGGAGACGGACUUGUGAAUCCGAAGCCUCCAAUGGUUAUGGACCUCCCCCAGAGUGCCCAGGCAAUGAGUUGGAUCAUGAGAAGUGCAACGUAAACCCUUGCUCGUUCUGGUCAGAAUGGAACGAGUGGUCAUCUUGUUCCUCCACGUGUGGACCUGGAGUGGUAAAACGUUGGAGAGACUGCAUUCGUACGAACUUACCACGAGGAAACUUCCCGAGAUUAGGCUUAUUGGUCUCACCGUGCCCCGGAGUACCACAAGAGUCCAAACCGUGUCAAAAUCAGGAUUGUCCUCAAGGUACGUGA
Messenger RNA from Tigriopus californicus, 3948 nucleotides. Its product is annotated as SCO-spondin-like. The record is from RefSeq and is a predicted model, not a curated record. NCBI's taxonomy places the organism in Eukaryota, Metazoa, Arthropoda, Copepoda, Harpacticoida, Harpacticidae. The annotation marks the transcript as partial. The transcript is spliced from 5 exons.